GCUCUGCUCCCCUUUCCCCCCUCCCUCCCUCCCUCCCUCGUCGGGGCCCUGAGCACUAGCUUAGGUAUGUUGGUGCAGCAGCGGAAGCCUUUGCUCUUCCACCACUCCAUCUCCAUCUCCAUCUCCAUCCACCACGAGCAGGAGCUGGACCUCUCCCCGUCGCCGCUGCCUUUUCCCUCCUCCUCUGCGCUCCUAGGUUAAGAAGAGGAGGUGCUUUUCAAAGGAGAGAGCAAAAGAGAAAGUCCUUGCAUACCCCAACAAGGCAACCCGCCACUGCCUUUUUCUCCCCCUCCCCCCUCUCUCUUCCCUCCUCUGCUUUCUUGUUAUCUUCAACCCCAGCCAACGAGAGCAGAGCCGAGCCGAGCCGAGCCGAACAGAGAGAGAGGCCGAUAGGGGUGGACCGAAGAACCGGACGGCAAGAAGGUAGGAGGAGUGAGGAAGGGAAGGGAAGGGAAGGACGGCCGGCAUGUGGGAUCUCAACGACUCGCCGGCGGCCGAGGGGCCGCCGCUGUCCCCGUCCGUGGACGACUCCGGCGCCUCCUCCUCGUCUGCCGCCGCGGUGGUCGAGAUACCCGACGACGCCGAGGACGACUCCGCCGAGGCCGUCGUCACGCGCCAGUUCUUCCCCCCGGCCGCCCCGGGCGAGGGCGGCCCCGGCAACGGGAACGACCGCGCCGCGUGGCUCCGCCUGGCCGGCGCCCCCGCGCCCACCGUGGCCGCGGCCGCCGGAGGAGGAACAGGAGGCCCCGCGGCGGCGUCGGCGGCGGCCAAGAAGAGCCGGCGCGGUCCCCGUUCCCGCAGCUCGCAGUACCGCGGCGUCACCUUCUACCGCCGGACGGGCCGGUGGGAGUCGCACAUAUGGGAUUGCGGCAAGCAGGUCUAUCUGGGUGGAUUCGACACUGCUCAUGCGGCGGCUCGGGCGUACGAUCGGGCGGCGAUCAAGUUCCGCGGCAUGGAGGCCGACAUCAAUUUCAGCCUGGAGGACUACGACGACAUCAAGCAGAUGGGCAACCUGACCAAGGAGGAGUUCGUCCACGUGCUCCGGCGGCAGAGCACGGGGUUCCCCCGGGGGAGCUCCAAGUACAGGGGCGUCACGCUCCACAAGUGCGGCAGGUGGGAGGCGCGGAUGGGCCAGUUCCUCGGCAAGAAGUACGUCUACUUGGGGCUGUUCGAUACCGAGGAGGAAGCUGCCAGGUCGUACGACCGCGCUGCCAUCAAGUGCAACGGCAAGGAUGCGGUCACCAACUUCGAUCCCAGCACCUACGCCGAGGAGUUCGAGCCGGCGGCUUCGACCGGCGACGCGGAGCAGCAGAACCUGGACCUGUCGCUGGGGAGCUCGGCGGGGUCGAACAAGAGGGGCAGCCUCGACGGCGGCGGCAUGGACGACGACGGCGCGGCGGGGUCCGACCAGCGCGUCCCCAUGGCCUUCGAGCUCGACUGGCACACGGCGGCGGCGCGCAGCACCAAGGCCAAGUUCGACCAGAACUCGGCGCGUCAUCAGAUGCCCCCUCCAGCCCUGCAACUGCAAGCCCCCCACAUGCAGUUCAGUCCCAGGCAUCACCAAUUCGUGGGCAACGCCGAUCCGGGGACAGCGGGAGGCCUGUCGCUGACGGUCGGCGCCGGCGCCGGGGGCGGGCAAUGGCCUCCGCCUCCGCCUCCCCACCACUACCAGCCGCCGCAUCCGCAGCAGCACCACCAGCAGCAGCAACAGAGGCUGCAGCACGGCUGGGGCAACGUCGUCCCCGGCACGAGCUGGCAGCCGGUCCAGCCGCCGCCGCCGCCGCACCACCAGGCGGGGCCGGUGCCGAACAACGCUGCCGCCGCCGCAGCAGCAGCCGCAGCAUCAUCACGAUUCCCACCCUACAUCGCCACGCAGGCGCAGAGCUGGCUCCAGAAGAACGGGUUCCACUCCCUGGCCAGACCCACCUAGCCGCUUGCAGAGACACAAUCAAGAGCAGCCAGCCAAGAAGAUCUUCUUUCUUCAUCCAUCAUCCAUGGCGAAGAAGAUGGAUCGACAGGUGUGUUCCGCCGAACCAACCGGGCGAAAUCACGGAGGAAAAACUCAAGUUUCCUCGUCCCACAGCCAUUACCAGCAGAACCGAACUGAACUGAGAGUCUGAGACCGGAUGCUAGUAUUCUUUUUUACCAUUUCAUGUUUUCUUUCUUGCUCUUUUUCUUGAUUGAUUGGGUGAGAGCGAGAGAUGGAUUUGAGAGGAGGACGGAUGCGGUCAUGUGUAAAUGCAGAGUUCCCCAAGAAGACGAGAGACAUUGGUUCUAGCUCUAGCUAGCUUUCAA
Messenger RNA from Hordeum vulgare subsp. vulgare (domesticated barley), 2295 nucleotides. Its product is annotated as APETALA2-like protein 5. Bases 467 to 1930 code for a protein of 487 amino acids. Gene Ontology annotation, biological process: regulation of DNA-templated transcription. Gene Ontology annotation, molecular function: DNA binding; DNA-binding transcription factor activity. The record is from RefSeq and is a predicted model, not a curated record. Lineage: Eukaryota; Viridiplantae; Streptophyta; Magnoliopsida; Poales; Poaceae. The transcript is spliced from 10 exons.